Pogonomyrmex barbatus (red harvester ant) is the source of this 2123-nucleotide messenger RNA. RefSeq names its product putative cytochrome P450 6a13. The record is from RefSeq and is a predicted model, not a curated record. Lineage: Eukaryota; Metazoa; Arthropoda; Insecta; Hymenoptera; Formicidae. Gene Ontology annotation, molecular function: monooxygenase activity; iron ion binding; heme binding.
ACGGUUUCCUUUAAGAAUAGAAAUGGACGUAACAGUCGUACUCUUGAGCCUCGUAGUUCUUGUGAUUCUUUAUUUCUAUCUGACGAGAAACUUCAAAUAUUGGCAGAAACGUGGCGUACCAUGCGCGAGUGGCGCUGUGCCUGGCUUGGGUCACAUGUGGGACGUCGUACGUAUGAAGAUAAAUUUUUCAGAAUUUAGUAAUAAGAUUUAUGAUGACAAUCGGAAUCACAGCAUGGUGGGAUUUUAUAACUUCAUGACACCAUCCUUGUUCGUUCUUGAGCCGGAGUUAGUGAAGACUGUGCUGCAGACGAAUUUCACGAAUUUCCAUGAGAAUGGCCUCAAGAUUAAUCCCGACUUGGACCCGCUCCUGGCGAACAAUCCUUUUUUCAACUACGGUGAAAAAUGGAUUAUCGGGAGGAAGCGCCUGACCUACGCGUUCUCCAGCAUGCGGCUGAAAAUCCUGCUGGAAAGUGUCAAACAGGUGUGCGAGAAAUUCGAGAAUUAUGUGGAUAAGAAACUGGGUAAAACCGGAAGAGCGGAAUUGGAGUUAAAGGAGUUAUUCGCCAGAUUCACCUCGCAAGUAGUAGCCGGCGCUGGAUUCGGCGUAGACGGAAUGUCCUUCGACGAUGAGAAAGAGAAAGAAUCUUUCUACACAAUGGGCAAGUCAUUUCUCGAGGGGUCCAGCUUGAACAAUCUUAUCUUCACUUUUGUGUUGUUUAUACCGUCGUUGGGUAAAAUGUUGAGGAUGAGACUAGUACCGAAGAAGAUCGAUCAUUUCUUUAGAACACUGGUCGUAGACAUAAUGGAACAAAGGAGAAGGGAGACAACACGCAGAAAUGACUUCCUUCAGUUAAUGGUCGAUCUGGAAAAGACGGAAGGUGAUGAGUUUGAUUCGACCGUCCUCGCAUCUCACGCAAUGUCGUUCUUCGUCGAUGGCAAUGAAACGUCCAACACUACUUUGAGCUUUAUUGGCUACAAUUUGGCUACCAAUCCUAAAGUGCAAGAAAAAUUACGCGAGGAAGUGAUAUCUGUGCUUAAUAAGUAUGAUGGCGUUAUUACCUAUGAAGCCUUGAGGGAGAUGACGUAUAUGGAUCAAGUGAUAAGCGAAUCACAAAGAAUCACACCUGCACUGGGAUUUUUGAGCAAGAUAUGUACAGAGGACAUCGAGAUAAAAGGAUCUGAUGGAGUAGUUUGUCGCGUAGAACGUGGAACGCCAGUUCUGAUACCCAUCCAUGCGCUGGCGAAAGAUCCUCGAUACUGGGAAAAUCCCGAAGAGUUCGAUCCCGACAGAUUCGGUCCGGACAGAAAGAACAGUAUUGAGAGAUUCGCCUUUCUUCCAUUUGGUGAGGGACCGCGUAUCUGCGUGGGAAUGAGAAUGGCUCUACUUCAGAUGAAAGCGUGUUUAGCUACAUUCCUGAGAAAAUAUAGUCUAGAGCUUUCUCCGAAAACGCAGUUACCAUUAAAAUAUAAUUCGGCUUUAUUAAACACUGUGGAAGGUGGUAUUUGGGGCAUUAUUCGACCGUUGUAAUCACGAGAAUUUUUUUAAGUUCUAUUUUUUUUUUAAGCUCUCUUUCUUUACUUCGACUUUUUUUUAUAAUCAUACGUAUUCUUGUAAUGUUAAUUUUUGUAGAAUUAAUAGUUUAAUAAUAUCUUUUGAAUCAUUUUUUGUGACUAUAUGUAAUUGAAAUUAUAUAAAAAAUAUAAAUUUAUUUAUUAUUUUUCAAUCGGACUUUGUAAAUCAGACUUAAUUCUGAUUGUAUAUAAAAUUUAUUGUGUACAUUCGGUUAUAUAUAAAUAUUAUUUUACAUUGUAUUUUACAUUGAAUGCAGUUAUUAUACUGACAGAAAUUUUCAUAAUGUACUUCUUAUCUUUUUUUUAUCUACAUAAAAUAUUAAUAUAUAAAAAACUAAUGUUUUGAAGCUAUUGUCAUGUUGACAUUUAUUGCGCACAAUUUCGCGAUGCAAGUUAAUCGUUUAUGAUUUGAUAAUAUAACGAUAUUAAAGUGACAACAUAAAGAUGGUACUGCAUAUUUAAUAAAAAUUUUCGUGGAAAAAUUUUUUGUUGAAAUCUGUAAUGAUGAAUGCAAUCUGCAUUAUAUACAAUAUACACAAUGUAAUAAUUUA